Molecule: messenger RNA, 2096 nt
Organism: Ostrea edulis (European flat oyster)
Lineage: Eukaryota; Metazoa; Mollusca; Bivalvia; Ostreida; Ostreidae
Product: S-adenosylmethionine synthase-like
Exons: 8
Coding region: 82-1314 (410 amino acids)
Biological process (GO): S-adenosylmethionine biosynthetic process
Cellular component (GO): cytosol
Molecular function (GO): ATP binding; methionine adenosyltransferase activity
Source: RefSeq, a predicted model, not a curated record
ACGUUGGAGUCCUCUAUAUAUUGCACAGCAACAUUUUCAGUGGCCUCUUUUCCACUUUGUAGAACAUCGUAGCGAGUGAAAAUGACUACUCCAGCUAGCAACGGGCUCAAUGGAAGUCAUUACCAAGAACUUAAUCACCAUUAUGCAGAAGAAUGCAGUCAAGAUGACAUAGGCACCUUCUUGUUUACGUCAGAGUCAGUGGGAGAGGGCCAUCCAGACAAAAUCUGUGAUCAAGUGAGUGAUGCCGUUUUGGACGCACAUCUAAAGCAGGACCCUAAUGCCAAAGUGGCCUGUGAGUCCGUUUCCAAGACAGGAAUGAUCCUGGUCUGUGGAGAAAUCACUUCUAAGGCAGUAGUGGACUACCAAGAUGUCAUCCGCAGCACCAUCAAACAAAUUGGAUACGACGACUCCAGUAAAGGGUUUGACUACAAGACCUGCAAUGUUUUAAUUGCCCUGGAACAGCAGAGCCCUGAUAUUGCCCAGGGCGUGCAUGUGGACAGGGAUGAUGACAACAUUGGAGCAGGUGACCAGGGUCUUAUGUUUGGAUACGCUACAGACGAGACUGAGGAAUGCAUGCCUUUGACAGUCGUCCUUUCACAUCAACUUAAUGCCAGAAUCGCACAGCUGAGGCGAUCAGGAGAUCUGAAUUGGGCCAGACCCGAUACCAAAACGCAGGUGACCGUAGAGUACAAGUAUGAUAAGGGAGCUUGCGUACCACUGCGUGUUCAUUCUGUCGUGAUCUCGGCUCAACAUGAUGAAACUGUGACUUUAGAAAAAUUGAGGAAGGAAUUAAUGGAGAAGGUUGUGAACUUUGUGAUUCCACAAAAAUAUUUGGACAGUCAGACAAGAUAUCACAUUCAACCAUCCGGAAAAUUCAUCAUUGGAGGACCACAGGGCGAUGCUGGUUUAACGGGUAGGAAGAUCAUCGUUGAUACCUACGGCGGUUGGGGUGCUCAUGGAGGUGGUGCCUUCUCUGGAAAAGAUUUCUCCAAAGUUGACCGAUCUGCUGCAUAUGCUUCCAGAUGGGUAGCCAAGUCCCUAGUCAAAGCCGGUCUGUGCAAACGUGUACUUGUUCAGGUGUCCUAUGCCAUCGGUAUUCCUGAACCAAUUUCCAUCACCGUGUUCAGUUAUGGUACAUCUAAAUAUUCAGAGAAACAACUUCUAGAUGUGAUCAACAAAAACUUUGACUUGAGACCUGGAAAAAUUGUCAAAGAGCUGAACUUGAGAGCUCCAAUCUACCAGAAGACAGCCUGUUACGGACAUUUUGGCCGCCCAGACUUCCCAUGGGAAGUGCCAAAGAAGCUUAUCAUCUAAGCUCUCUGGAGAAGUCCCAGCUACAUGUAUUACAAUUGUCAUGUCUGUAUAUAUGAACAUUCAAUCAUUUGUGAUUCAGAAAGGGAGACCACAGUAGUUAAAAGACUAGUCUAACCUGCCUGGGAAUGGGGCUCUGACACAAAUGACCGACAUCAGCAUGUAACCAUUAGAGAUUGUCGUUAUUUGUGCCAGAUUUAGGGGGGGACAGAGUUUCCAAGAUCAGCUCAGAUUCCGUCUUUUAAUUAUUGCAAAUGUGUGAUUUUCUUGCUGUCUUUUUAUAUGCACACAUUUGUCUUGUGUUUAUGAAAAUUCAUUGGAAAAGAGCACUCUUUAUAAACACUCGGGUAUCCCAUAAUCAUUAUUUAUAUCGGCCUGUAUUGUUAUGUAUUUAAAGAAAACUGCAAUUUUUAUUAUUAUUGUAGAAUUGUAAUGAAUUGUUACGAGUUUUUGCAAUGAGAUGUUUUAUGUCUUGACUUUUAUCAUUAAGAUUGUUUUAUUUUCCUAUGUUUUACUAUACAGUUCAUUAACCAUGUACAGCAUACUGUAUCUGUAUACUGGUAUUGUAACAACUUGCAAUAUACCACUAGAAAUCUGAAAUGUGAGUCAAAUUCUAUCUUGUAACUAUGACAAUACAUAUAUUGUAUUUUAGACAAAUCAACUGCAUUCCAGUUCACUAUCUUAAUAUGACUGUACCAUCAGGUUUACAAUAUUGAUACAAAAUUUAUGGUCAAUUGGUCAUACCUACAAAUGUAUGUGGGAACAAUAAAAUAUGUCGGAAAUAA